This is a messenger RNA of Aedes aegypti (yellow fever mosquito), 1540 nucleotides long. RefSeq names its product chitinase-like protein Idgf4. Gene Ontology annotation, biological process: chitin catabolic process; carbohydrate metabolic process. The transcript is spliced from 3 exons. Bases 128 to 1453 code for a protein of 441 amino acids. Gene Ontology annotation, molecular function: chitin binding. The record is from RefSeq and is a predicted model, not a curated record. Lineage: Eukaryota; Metazoa; Arthropoda; Insecta; Diptera; Culicidae. Gene Ontology annotation, cellular component: extracellular region.
GAACGACGCCUUAGUUGAUCUCAGUUCUUCGAGCAGGACGCUCCGAUUAAGCUUGCAUAGUGUAAUCAGUAUUUGUGCUGCGCAGUUGUACUCUCUUAAGUGUUAUUGGCGGUUGAUAAGUGCAACGAUGUGGUUCUUCAAGGUGGGAGCCUUGCUAUUUUUGGCAGCGUUGGUUUCGGCCAACAAUGCCACUACCGGUCCCAAGGUCCUCUGCUACUACGAUGGACAGAUGUCUCUUCGCGAAGGUCUGGGCAAAAUAACCGUUACGGACAUUGAGCUUGCCCUGCCGUUCUGUACGCAUCUGCUGUAUGGAUUUGCUGGGGUAAACCCGGAAACCUACAGACUCAAAGCGCUUGACGAGAGCCUUGAAUUGGACUCGGGCAAAGGUCAAUACCGAUUGGCCACCACUUUGAAGCGCCGCUAUCCGAACCUUAAGGUUUUGCUCAGUGUCGGAGGUUACAAAGAUCUGGCAGAGGAAAAACCGUUCGAAAAGUACCUUACUCUGCUGGAAUCCGCCGGAUCGAGGACGGCCUUCGUCAACUCGGUGUAUUCAACCCUGAAGACGUAUGAUUUCGAUGGAUUGGAUUUGGCGUGGCAGUUCCCUCAGACCAAACCGAAGCGUAUCCGUGGAUGGACCGGAAAGGUGUGGCAUGGAUUCAAGAAACUCUUCACCGGAGAUAGCGUUUUGGAUCCGAAAGCUGACGAGCAUCGGGAGGAGUUCACGGCUUUGGUGCGCGAUUUGAAGAAUGCACUGGUGGCGGAUAAUUUCAUUCUUGGAUUGACGGUGCUGCCGCAUGUGAAUGAGAGCAUUUUUAUGGAUGUGCCGCUGUUGAAGGAUAACUUAGAUUAUGUUAACUUGGCUUCGUUCGAUCAGCAGACCCCGGAACGGAAUCCCAAGGAAGGGGAUUAUACCGCUCCGAUUUAUGAGCCAAGUGAGCGCGUUGAAGGAAAUAAUGUUGAUGCCGAGGCGAGUUAUUGGUUGAAACAAGGAACCCCUGCCGGCAAGAUCGUCAUCGGCAUCCCAACCUAUGGCCGCGGCUGGAAGCUGGUGGAGAAAUCCGGCAUCACUGGUGUCCCUCCAAUCCCUGCGGACGGACCUUCCAUCCCUGGCCCGCACUCGGGUAUCAACGGUUUCUACAGCUGGGCUGAAGUGUGCGCCAAACUGCCCAACCCGGGAAAUGCCAACUUGCAGGGAGCCGACCAACCUUUGCGCAAGAUUGGUGACCCAACACGUCGCUUUGGGGCCUAUGCUUUCCGCAUUCCGGAUGAAAACGAGGAACAUGGAAUCUGGCUUUCGUACGAAGAUCCGGACACGGCCGGAAACAAAGCUGCAUACGUCAAGGCGAAGGGAUUGGGCGGAAUUUCCAUCUUCGAUCUGGGUAAUGAUGACGUUCGCGGGGCCUGUGCUGGAGAUAAGUUCCCCAUUCUGAGGGCUGCUAAGUAUAGGCUGUAAACGUAACAUUCAGUUUAAUGUUCCAGUACGCUUUUAAGAUUUCAUGACAGACAAUAAAGAAAAGAAUAGCUCUUUAUGAUUCGAAAA